AGUGCGUCACAGGUCGAGUGGAGGGGCGGGGCUCGCUACCUGUCGCUUGGGGCUCCUACAGCUCCAGGACUCUACACAUCCGAGCGGAGUCUUUGCUCCCCUCCCCCUGUGUUUUUCCGGGGCGUUUGUAGGUCCCGCACGUGUCCAGGGAAGGCGGAAACGGUUGCGGGGAACGUCUCCUUGCGAAGGGGCCUGAUCCUCGCCGCCAUGUCCGGGGGUUUUGAGCUGCAGCCGCAGGACGGCGGCCCCCGGCUAGCCCUGGCGCCCGGGGAGACGGUGAUUGGCCGCGGGCCGCUGCUGGGAAUAACAGAUAAGAGAGUGUCCAGAAGACAUGCCAUUCUUGAGGUGGUGGGUGGUCAGCUUCGAAUCAAACCGAUACACACAAAUCCAUGUUUUUAUCAGUCUCCUGAGAAUAGCCAGCUCUUACCAUUGAGGACAAAUCUAUGGCACUGGUUGAAUCCUGGAGAUAGUUUUUCUCUGCUAGUUGACAAGUACAUUUUCUGUGUUUCCUCUACAUAUUCUGAAAUGGAAUCGGAAUGUACUUUAAGAAAUAGUCAAAUGCUUGAUAAAGGUGACCUAGUGACUAAAACACCAGGAUCUUCCUUGGUUAAUUUGCCUGAUGAGACAACUGGUGCCUCACAGCUGGAAGGAAGCACAGAAAUAGCGACGACCCGGACUUCUACCACAAAUAAUGUGUCUUUCCUAGGUGAAUGCGCAGACUUCAGUAAGCAGCAGUCAAACCCUGCCCAGAGGAAAAGAAUCCUUCCAGCGUGGAUGUUAACAGAAAAUCUAAGUGAUCAAAACCUGUCAGCACCAGUCAUCAGUGGAAAUAAUAAUGUAACCCAGGAAAGCCAAAAAGAAGUAUUCUGCAAAGAUAAAACUCAAGUAAGCAUAACGCAGCAAGGAAGAAAGCGACUGGUUUCAACAGGAAGUCCAGAAAAGACAUCAGCUGAGCAAGACACAGGAAAAAAGUGCAAAAAUGCGCAUCAGAAAGAAUCUAUUAUUUCAUCCAAGGAAAUGCCACAAUCAUUUCCUGCAGUCACAUUAAGUAACACAGAGGCGAAUAGUAUGAAGACUAAUACACAGAGAAACAAAAUCCCAGUAGAGGAAAUUAGUAAAUUUUCUGAACAGAAAGUCAUAGCUAAAGGAGCUCCAGAUAAAGAAGAGGCAGUGAGCAGUCCCGAGAGUUGUUCAAGUGCCCAAGGCAAGUACUUCCACGAGGAGUCUCAAGGAGCUCAUCCUGAGUCCAGCUCUGAUCCCUCCAACCCUGAAACUGUGCAUGCAAAGGCAGCUGAUUCAGCUCCACAAGUUUCUGAGGAAAACAAGGUCAAGAGGGCCUCCUGCAUGUACGGGGCAAACUGCUACAGGAAGAAUCCUGCCCAUUUUCAACACUUCAGCCACCCUGGUGACAGUGAUUAUGGAGGGGCACAAGACACGUGUCGGGAUGAGGCUGAUGACAGGCCUGACUGUCCUUAUGGAGCAUCGUGUUAUAGGAAGAAUCCUCAGCACAAGAUAGAAUAUAAACAUAGUACACUUCCAGAGAGAAGCACUUUAGAUGAAGACAAUGAUAAUGUCGCGGAACCCGGUAAGUAUGACAUGAACGACAGCUUUGUAGAUGAUGAGGAGGAAGAAUAUGAGCCAACAGAUGAAGAUUCUGACUGGGAACCAGGAAAGGAGGACCAAGAGAAGGAAGAUAUGGACGAGCUUUUGAAAGAAGCAAAAAAGUUUAUGAAAAGAAAAAAGUAACUAUUUUCUGCAAUAAUAUAUGGCUCACAUGUGCUCUUUCUUUAUGGAAAAAAAUUGUGUAUUGGUUAUAAAAAGUAAAAAGCCAUAGGUUGCACACAACUUUGGUCUUUUUUUUUCUUUUUUCCAAAGAGUCUGUAUUUAUAGAAUACUAUAUGCCUCUUUUCAUUGCUAUUGAAGUAGUUCUUCAACAGAACCGGGAUUUAAAAAAUGACAGCCAUCAUAUAAUAGCUGUUAUUUUUCUAGUACCCUAGAUGCAAACUUGACAAUUUCAUUUACUGCUUUUGUUCUUUGAAGCUUUGGGAAUUUAGUACCAAAUGGAUACUGAAGAUAGAUUCAAUAAGACUGUAGAAGAGAAAUGCUCAAUAUGCAGGGAAUGUUAUUUUGUGCUCUACAUCUGUAAUUUACUCUAUGUCUGCGUUCAAAGGUGGAAAACCUCAGAGAAUUUGACAGUUUCUUUUUCAAACAUAAGUCCUGCCUGAUUAUAUUAUCUCUCAAUCUGCUGUCUUUACAUUAAGAAUAUAGAAACGAUUUUUAACCAUAAUUUUCUCAAAUGACCUUAGUUCUUUUGUCCUCACGUGAAAGUGACAAGUUGUCUGCCAGUGUUCAAGAUUCUUUUUAUUUCAAAAGAAACCCCUUAUUCUUCCAUUUAUGAAGUAUAUCUUUGUAGCUCUGUUCUUGAACUACUUUAGACUUUGUUAUACUGUUGAUUUUAGGUGAUUUAGAAUUUUUAAAAUAUAAUUUAGAAUCUUUAAUAAUAGUUGGAUGUAUAUACACAGUGCAGUAGGUAUAGUAUUGAAAUAAUAAAUCACUAAACCAAAAGUGUCCCUGUUAACAUUAAUAUUUUCUAUUAUAAGAGAACCAAAAAAAAUUAUAUCUUAAAAGAGCAACACAGAUUUAUAAUUGCUUCCUUAGUGUUUUUCAAUACCUUUCCAUGUAAUUGCAUAUUCACAUUUACUUAAACUGAGGCAGGAUAAGAUAAAUACUUCUCUAGACUAUUAUUACCUAUUAUUCUUACUUUGCCUCUAUUGUUAUUUGGGAACUCAUUUUCCUCUUCUCAUGUUCCUUUAGUCUUGGGGGCUUAAUAAAC
This is a messenger RNA of Hipposideros armiger (great roundleaf bat), 2833 nucleotides long. It is a transcript of the gene APLF, whose product is annotated as aprataxin and PNKP like factor. The transcript is spliced from 10 exons. The record is from RefSeq and is a predicted model, not a curated record. Gene Ontology annotation, cellular component: nucleus; site of double-strand break. Gene Ontology annotation, molecular function: 3'-5' exonuclease activity; DNA-(apurinic or apyrimidinic site) endonuclease activity; protein binding. Gene Ontology annotation, biological process: double-strand break repair. The coding region runs from base 208 to 1746 and encodes 512 amino acids. Lineage: Eukaryota; Metazoa; Chordata; Mammalia; Chiroptera; Hipposideridae.